AUGAGCGCGGAAACGAGCGCUGAGCAGACGGAGACGGAGAUGUGGAAGGAUGAGCCAAUGUCCAUGUUGCUGAAGAUUCAGGAUCAAUUGACUUCGCUUCGAAGUUUAGUGGAACUUCAAGAGCAGAUGCGAGAGGUGCAGGGCGGCCUCCAGAGUCUGCGUAGUGCGGUGGCCGCUCAGGGCAAUCAAUUGCAGCAGGUUCAGGCCUUGAUGAAAGCCUCCCAUGUGACCUCGGUGGAUGCCUUGGCAGCACCUGACAGCGAGCCGCCCAUGCUGCCGGGGGAGAUCGUCAUGGAGAUGUCGCCCAAGAGACCCGGUGGAGUGAAGUCUCGCCACGUCCGAAGCCUCGCGCUGUUGCACCACAAGAAGUCGGCGACGAUCCAAUCUCGAAGCCCCGGGCUUGGAGGUGACGUGAAGGGUGAACGGAAGGAACGCUCCUCUUUGGGGGGCAUCGCGGCGCUGAACAAGCCGCGCAUUAUGAGCAUGGAUCAGAUUGAAGCGCACACCGCGCACGUGCUUUUGGCGCCCAAGGCGCUCACCCUUUCGCGCUCCGCGCAGAGUAGCAAGAGCAGGCACGAGGAUGAGGAGCUGGAGGACUUCGGCGAGGAACCGAACGAUCAGCCGGUGCGAACCUUCACCUCGCGCCAGUUGACCACCAACCCCAAUAUCGUACUGCAAAGCUGCCGACGGAUGUCCUUGGACGACUUGCGCACAAACCAUGACGCCAUCCUGGCGGCCACCACAGCUCAGCAUACCAUCACGCGGCAGAGUGGCUUCUUGGUGGCGACCGACAGCCGGCGAAGUGUUUUGCCACGCGUGGCCAACUUUUGGUUAACCGUGCUGGGCAUUUGGGACCUGGAACAGGUGAGAUCUGGUUGCGUGCUCUUCGCGAUCUCCUUCAUCCUAUUGGCCUUGAGUGCCCUGGUGUUGUACUUGAGUUCUGCCGGGCUUUGCGACCCGUACAUCUCAGCAACCACUCUGUGCUAUUUGGUGGGCGUCUUAGCAGCCGCCUGGCGCUUGCGCUGGUCCCAGAUCCAUGGGAUGCUCUCGCGCGAGGACGGCGGCCUCGAGGACUAUGCUAGGAGCAGCGGCUUCCUGGACGACUGGAGGUCAACCUCAAAGCGCCGCUUCAAGGAAGUGCUGGGUUUUCUAUUCGUGAUGCUUUGCUGCCGCUGGCUGGCCUAUGCCAGUGACAGCUUCGUGGACACCGGACAUCCUGAGAGUCCUGUGACCUGCGGAUGCUUCUCAGUAGUGGCCUUAUUCUUCACCGCCAUUGUCUACAUCCACUUGCACAUCGUCGCCGGGAUGGAGUUGGCCAUCGACAGCUUUUCCAUCAACUUCUACAAGGAGAUGGAUAUGGAACUGGCACUUGGGGAGUGGAACACUGAAUGGUCCUCCUGGUUUCGUCGCGAUGCUGCUCUUUCUGUACGCGAUGAUGCGUGCUGCUGGAGUGACUGA
This is a messenger RNA of Durusdinium trenchii, 1458 nucleotides long. The record is from the annotation of a GenBank genome assembly. Lineage: Eukaryota; Dinophyceae; Suessiales; Symbiodiniaceae.